Messenger RNA from Rhipicephalus microplus (southern cattle tick), 1304 nucleotides. RefSeq lists its product as uncharacterized. Gene Ontology annotation, cellular component: cytoplasm. The record is from RefSeq and is a predicted model, not a curated record. Lineage: Eukaryota; Metazoa; Arthropoda; Arachnida; Ixodida; Ixodidae.
AGGAUGACGAUAAACCAGAAGAUUUUGGCGAGUUUGAAACUAAAAGCAGCAAUAGACCAAUGCAUAACAGUGGCCGUUCCAAAAGUAGCCCGGAUAUCAAACGCACCGACGGUCAUGAAGCAAACUCUCUUCCUUCCAGUACUACCACCAUCCCAAAGAAGACGUGCCUUGAGAAAUCCUUGAAGGAUCUUUCUCGCCAGACUGUAGCACUCCAAAGGGUGCAAGUUCUUCUGGAAGAACAACUCACAAAAGCUGAAAAAGCAGUUAAAGCUGCUUUCUCGGAAGUCCAUAAAGUCUUGAAUGACCGUCAGGUUCUAGUAGAGGAGGAAUUGGAAAAAGUGAAAAAUGAUGCUCGUUUUGUAUUGGAGCAGCGGCAGAAGUUGGCUGCUGAGCUGAAGGAACGUAGUGAUACUGCACCCUCACUCUCUGAGCAGAGCUUGGCUGAACUGCGAGAUGACAUUAAGCAUUUUGUAGUCGAACGUAAAUAUGAUGAAGAGCUGAGCAAAACAGCAAGGUUUGUUUACACCAAAGAGAAGAUUGAAAAGGAAAUCAAGAAUUUUGGCCAAGUGGUUCAUGUGAGGGACCCAUAUACAUCUCGGAGACUGUCAUUGUCUUCAAUUGCAAGCUCCAACUUCCAUGAUUCUGGUUACCAUCAAUCAGUCACAUCCAGUCCAGUUUACAAGAGUCAGUAUUAUUCACAUGAUACCAUGAAAGAAGAGAACAGGGGAAGAAGGUUUGAGGGAGGUGGUGGCUAUAAUCGUGCCUCAGAUGGCCGUUCUCCGAAAGUGUACACCAAUAGCUAUCAUGGCAACAACACUGGCCAGUCACCUGGUGGCCCUCGUUCAGGCAACUACCCUCGUGGCGGCCGCGGUCGUCGUUCGGAUGACUCGCGCUAUGGAGGGCCAGACCGUGGCGGCAGCCGGGGUGGAUAUGGUGGUGGGGGCCGGCCCCGUCAUUACAACCAAGGUGGCACAGAUCGAGGCCGCCGCACUGGUGAGAUGGGCCGUCACACAGCCGACACAGGCCGCUAUACAGCUGUCACGGGCCGUCACACAGCUGGCGCGGGCCGCCACACAGCUGGUGCGGGCCGCCACACAGCUGGCUCGGGCCGCCACACAGCUGGCUCGGGCCCCCACACAGCUGACGCAGGCCGCCACACAGCUGACGCAGGCCGCCACACAGCAGACGCGGGCUGCCACACAGUCGAGGUGGGCCAACCGACUGUUGAAUUGGGCCGCCACUCGUGGGAUAUGGGCAACACUACUACUGAUGAUUGUUCAUGGGAUGACUUUGAUCACUUUUAG